AUAAAAUGUUAAAUGUCAAUAAAAAAUUAUUUAUCCGGUCAAAAAGUUUAAAAAUGUAAUACGUAAGUUUUUAUUAUAGCUAAAAUAUUAACGAUACAUAGGCAUCAUGGUUAUUUUUUAUAAGCAUUUAAAGUUAAAAUUUCGUCAAAACCAUAGUUAAUUAGUUUGUAGUUCAAAACUUAUAAAAUAUUAAAUGUGUAUAGCUAAGGCUAGAAAAUUUAAUACAAGAAGUUCAUACUUUUAUCGAAAAAAUUACAGAUAAUUUUAGGAAAAUUGGUAUGCAAAUACAAUGUUUUUUCAAAAAUGAAUUCAUUCUGGUAAGACGUAUAUGGAAUUUACGUCGUUAUACGUAGUAUACUUAAAAAAAAAUAAAAAUAAACAAAUCAGUGGCGACCAUUACGUAUCUAAACAAGUGCUCAAGCACUCCUUUCAUAAUUACAAACAGGGUUUGGCAAUUAUAGAAAUUAUAUUAAGAUAUUUUAUAUCUAUAGUUCUAUAAUAAUUCAAAUAUUUAAAAAAAAAAUAACUGAUUGAAAAUAAAUAAAAUACUGUCUUCGGUAUAAGCAGUCUCUGAUAGGAGUUGGUCAUUGUCACAAAUAUUCCCUUUCCCAAGUAAAUUGUAAUGACCAUCGUGAGAAAAGUUUGAGAUCCGCGGGCGGUGACAAAUGUUAAACAGGUGGGAGAAAAUUCUGUCCAUUGCGUGUUGCUGUUCGUUGCAAGCCUCACUCCUCAGGCAGCUUCUAGACUCGUUAGAAGACUGCCUUUGUGCUUUUUCUCAACACCAUCGUCUUCGGACCAUAAUUAUUUUGCGAAUUAUUGCAUUUAUUUUAUUUAAUUAAUUAAUAUUAACCUACUGCACUCAACUAAUUAUCAUUUAUCAAUGGAUCCAGUUGACUACAAUGUAAAUGACAUCGCGGCAGAACCUGCAGAUGAACCAGUAAUCGGAUCACCUCAGGAACCUCUAUCCAAAACAAUUCCAGGACUUCGAGGCAGUUCAACAAUAUAUAUUGAUAGACUAGGAUUCGUCUAUUACCAGCAUUCCAUUAGAGGAAAUAACCGGUAUUUGAGAUGUGAGAACCGUCGUUAUGGUUGUCCGGUGUCAGCAAAAAUGGCAACAGUUGUUGGAGCGCCAAUACUGAUUUCUCCAGCACAUGAACAUAGACAUGAACCCAUACCCAACCAUGCAGUGGAAUUGCGAGGUUUUAUGAACAUACUUAGGGAAAGGGGCAAUGCGGAGAACAUUGUUCCACAGAACAUUGUUGAUCAAGAGGCACAUCAAUAUCCCAGAGCAGCGAUGGAAGUGGGACGUCCAGCGGCAGUUAGGGCUAUUGCACGGGCUAGGCGUAGGAACAGCCCACCUGUUCCGGAAACGCUAAGGAAUUGGGUAGAUAUAUUCAAUUCCAAUGAAUGGGGCCCAAGACUGCGUAAUGUGAACGGUACAAUGGCGCCAUUUUACCAAGGUCCAUUAGAGAUAUUGAACGAUGAUGGAAGUGUUCGCUUUGUUGGAAUUGUCUUCACUAACAACACGUUCGUGCAAGAAAUAAAUGUACAUUUAAAUAGUGUAAGGACUAUAUGUAUGGAUGGUACUUUUCAAAUAAGACCACGACAGCCAGCUGAUAUAAAUCAACUAUUUACUAUCCAAAUAAUUUUUAACAAUGUGGCAAUUCCAAUCGUACACGCGCUGAUGGUUGAUCGCAAUACAGAGAGCUACUGCCGUUUACUUCAGUUUGUAAGGAAUGAACUGCAGUUAAACAUCGAUUACACCAAUAUCCAGAUCAUUACUGAUUUUGAACAGGGUCUGAGAAAUGCUAUAGCUAGGGUGUUACCAGAAGCCAACAAUUCUGGCUGUUGGUUUCAUUAUAUCCAGAGCAUUAUUCGAUAUGUUCGAAGCCAUCAAAUGGUGAAUUUGUGCACCAUUAAUGAAAAUGCAAGGCAAAUUCUGAGAAUGUUGAUGGCUUUGGCUCAUUUACCUUCUACAGAACAACUCCACCACGGAAAUGCUCAUUCAAUCCAAUUGGGAUUUAGGCUGAUACAAGACCUAGUUACUGACUAUAACUUGGAAGAUCAAUUGGCAGAUCUAAUGAGGUAUUAUGAGCGGUACUGGAUGGAUACUGUGACUCCACGGAGAUUCACAGUAUUCAGGCUACAGUAUAGAACAAACAACUAUAUAGAGUCAUACCACGCAUCACUGUUACGGCUAAUGGGCCAACACCCAACAUUGUAUGGAUUCUAUGAUCACUUGAGAACAGUUGAAGAGAGAGGACGAAAUGAUUUCAGUCGAGCAGUCAACGGGCAGAGGGUAAGGCAAGCUGAUUACAGGGUUUACCCGCGUAACGACAUAACUAUACAAAAUGCGUGGAUUAAUGUAGAGAACGGCAACUACAAUCUUAGUGAUUUUAUAAGGAAUGUGGCGUACACGCCAGAGCAAAUAAUCAGAAACGAAAUUGGGGAGCCCAAUUUUCCACAUCAAGCUAUAGUACCAGGUAUUAAUAUACGACCACUUGCGCCACCUGCACCAUUGCCACGGCCAGCUUUUAGGCCUUUGAUAUUGGGACCAGUGCGCCCACCGCCACAUCAACCACUUUUGCCUCCUCAACCAAUUGUUCAACCACCUGCGGUAUUGCCAAUGCGUCCACUGUUGCCCGUUCAACCAAUCCACAUAUUUCGACCAUUGUCACCAGGUUUAGAGGAGCCAAUCCGUCCACCAUCACCAGAGAUACCCAUAGAGGAGAUAGUUAUUGAAGCUCCUCAGAGGAGGGGACCAGGUCGUAUCCGUGGUCGAGGUAGAAUGAGGCAUGAAGAACUUGACCGACCUUAUCCUAUAGACAAUCGUGGACGUGGAAGAAGAACACGAGUGAGACGCGUAAAUGCUGACAUUAGAAGAGGUCCAGGUCCAAACUUUGGUCGACCUUGGGCAGAAGUCUACAUGGAUAAUGAGAAUGAACCAGAGCCAGCAAUUUUACUGCCGAUUAAUAACCACCUGCCACUUCCUGUCGUCAAUGCAGAUAUCUUGGAAUUAUGCUGCAUAUGUUUUGAAAUGGUGGUGGUGGUAACGUUGGUGCCUUGUGGACAUCAGUUCUGCGACAUUUGUGUUAGAAGAAUGAUACAGGAACAAUAUGAGGUAGUACAAAUGAAGAAACUUGACAUUAAGAGCCUAGUAGUUUCUGACAACGGAUCAGUAAUAUUAAUAAAUCUUUAAGAACUUGAGGAAGAAAAUAAGAUGCUAACAACAUAAAUUUCAAUGAGGGAAAGAAAUAAUAUAUUCUUGUCUGUAUACUGCCAACAUCUCAAGACUUCACGUCCCCAAAAAAUGUUUAAUUUAUAUAAUUUAUUUAGUUAUAGAAAUAAAUGCCCUAUUUAUUUUUAUGUAUGUUGUAAUAAAAUUUAAAAAGGUUUCUUAGUAUGAUUAAGUGAUGGUUAAUUUUUUAGAAUCAAUAAUGACUUAAAUUUUAUUUUGUUUACUCUCAUAGAUAUAUAUAUAUAUAUUAUAUUCUAAAUGUUUAAAUUAAUAUUAUUGCUAAUAUUAAAUUGAUGAUUGUUAUUAAAAUUAUUCUUAAUAUUUGUAAGACAAGUUGUAUGGCCUGUGAGUUUAAUUUUAUUUUAAUCAAUAUGUGUGGUAACUUUAAAUCAAAUUUACA
This is a messenger RNA of Metopolophium dirhodum (rose-grain aphid), 3638 nucleotides long. RefSeq lists its product as uncharacterized. Bases 881 to 3199 code for a protein of 772 amino acids. NCBI's taxonomy places the organism in Eukaryota, Metazoa, Arthropoda, Insecta, Hemiptera, Aphididae. The transcript has 16 exons. Gene Ontology annotation, molecular function: metal ion binding. The record is from RefSeq and is a predicted model, not a curated record.